Molecule: messenger RNA, 2084 nt
Organism: Eleginops maclovinus (Patagonian blennie)
Lineage: Eukaryota; Metazoa; Chordata; Actinopteri; Perciformes; Eleginopidae
Product: LAT2 domain-containing protein
Exons: 13
Coding region: 876-1415 (179 amino acids)
Source: RefSeq, a predicted model, not a curated record
ACGUGUACUUGUACUUGUGUCAUUUCUACACUGUAACGUUACUAAUUGUACUUACGGAAAGAAUGCGAGUACUCCUUCCACCAUGGGUUAUUAAGUACUGAUACCUUUCAAGGUUGACACUAGAUAUCAUGUCAAUGUGUUAGCUUGUUUGUUUGCUGGUUUCACGUGAUUUUCUCCCGGUACAGCAGCCCUGUAAAGCGGUUCGGCCUACCUCCUGCUCCGGUGUGUUGAGCGAGGAGCGGAGCGUCUUGCUGAGGGCAAAGCUCCGCGUCGGGGAGGCCGGUUUUCGGAACUCAUCCUCGGCAGCCGUAGUGGAGUCCGAGCUGGACAUGGCAUCACCCGGUUUCUCGAUGUCCCCCGCGGCCGAGAAAACCACCAUCACCCUGGGUAGAGGCAACGUCCGUCUCUCCUGGAUGAAGCGCCUCACCCGUGUCGUUGCGGCAGGCAGCGGGCUGAAGGACAGAGCCUGCUGCCGCUCCUGCCGCUCCCUGCCACCGCCGCCCUCAGAAGAACCGUUGGAACCGUUGGAACCGCUCGAGCCAUUCUGCUGCAUGCGCGCGGCGAGCCAACCGUCGGGCGGCGGCACCGAAAUCACGGGACGAUAGCUGCACGAGCCACGGUGAGAGGCUGCUAUUAAAAACAACAACACAGGGUGGGGAGCGAGCAGCUGCCGGAAGGAACACACCCCCGCCUUCAGAGCCGAAGCGGAAAGAUGAGACGUGCAGCUUCAGGGAGGUCUGCUCUGCCUCGAGUGAGACGGAUGUGGGGAGAUGGUGAAAUAGGAAACACUUUUCUGCUGCUGUGCAGAAUGAAGGCAGCCGGACCACUGGAGGUAAAACACUGCACACACAUCACAUCAGAUAUCAUUAUUGGGUAUGAUAGGAAACUCCGUUGUGCUGGCUGCAGUCCUGGCUGCUGUGUCAGUCGGGUCGCUGAGUCUGCUGUCAGUGCUCUGCCUGCGAUGCAAGAAGAAAUCUAAGAUCAUACACGAGGAGCGUCAGAUAUACGACCCGAGGACGUUCCAACGUGGGGGAAGUAGGUUUGCUGUGACAGAAUCAAAAACAGUCACCAGAGCAAACCAUAUCAGGUCAACCACAGCAGAAACUCGAGAGGAAUUUUCGGACAUCUCAACAGCUGCAAAUGAUGAUCAGUGGGACUAUCAAAAUGUCUCCGAUGCUCAAACAGGAAGUCCAGAACACACAUAUGUAGCUCCACUCGCAAUUUCAGUUUAUGUGAACGAUCUGAAUAAAGGAACAAUAACUGAUGAUAAUCAGAAUCCAGCUGUUUAUGCUAACAUCACCUCAUCACUGCCACACAUUAUGGACGACGAGGAAGACUACGAGAACUCUGACUUUCUGGACAAAAUUCAGGAGGAAGAAGACAAUGAGCCAGAUUAUGUGAAUGAAAACGGCUGACACCUCCAGAAAGGAUCCUCCUGCACCCUGACCUCUGUGUUAAAUUGAAAGUAAAAUAUUGAUGUCUUAAAGUAUUUUAUUCCGGCUCUGCGGACUGAUGUGCUCAUGACAGCUGGGUGAAUAAAUGCUCAUGGAGCGUGUGAUUGUUUGGGGCUGCCAUCUAGAGGGGAGAAGUAGCAGUGUGUAUAACUCACAACAGGGCUGUCUUGUGUCUGAGAUUAAAGUCAUGUAAAUAAAAGAGAAGUUUAUCAGCAGCAGAAUCCCUUUCCCAUUUCAUCCCUAUUAAUUCUAUAUACAUUUACACAUUUCCAGACAUUUAUGUAUAAAUUAUUCUGAAAGUGUUCAAUUUUGAUAUUGCCACGGUAAUUUCUAAUUGAGAAAUGUAAGGAUUUCAUGUUGAAAAUCCCACAUGCAGGAUAUGUCGACCAGCUGUACUUGAACUCUUCUGUUUGCUAAAAAUCAACAUUUUUUAGGUAACUAAAGCUGCUAGGUACACGUAAAGGAGUAAAGUGAAGAGACAAGAUCACGCCAAGUAAAUUCCUUUAUAUUUGUACUUAUAUUUGUAAUUUUCCAUCAUCGAGUCUUUUAUAAUAACCUGUUAUGACACCACUGUAUUGUUGUUGACCCGCUCCUUUAGACACGUAAAUCAAUAAAAUGGAAUCACUGACA